UCGUGAUGCUUACCAUUUCUAAUUCAGACAUAUUACCUCAGCACAAGUAGUCCUCUGCCUGCUUGUCAAGAAAAAAAAUACCCCACUUGUUUAAAAGACUUUGUCUUUUUGAGUCUCUCUUCUUAUUCUCUUUCUUAAGUUUCAGAUCUAAAAACACCCAAUUCCAUCUUUGUUUCAGUCUGACAAUUUUUCUUCCCAGUUAAAACUCACCAUAAAUACUUGUGGAUUUUGUCUUCUUUUUGUGUGUUUUGAUUCAUUAAAGGGAAAGCAGAGAUAUGGGGUUGGUGGGUGUCCAAGAAAAUGGGAACGGACAAGUGGAUGUGUCUUUGGGAGGGAAGAAUAAAUAUAAGAGAAUGAACUCUGAGUUUACAGAGGAUUUUGAUGAUGCUUCACAUCAUCAUCAUCAACGAGAUAGAAGUAGAAGUACUAGAAGAUACGUUCUUGCUUGUGCUAUUUUUGCCUCCCUAAAUUCUGUUCUUCUUGGCUAUGAUGUUGGUGUGAUGAGUGGAGCAAUCAUAUUCAUCCAAGAAGAUCUCAAGAUAACCGAGGUACAGGAAGAAGUUCUUGUUGGAUGUUUGAGCAUUGUAUCACUUUUUGGUAGUUUAGCUGGUGGAAGAACAUCGGAUGUUAUUGGUAGAAAAUGGACAAUGGGCUUAGCUGCGGUUGUUUUUCAAAGUGGUGCAGCUGUAAUGACAUUUGCUCCUUCCUUCCAAAUCCUGAUGAUAGGAAGAUUUUUGGCUGGGGUUGGAAUAGGCUUUGGAGUCAUGAUUGCUCCUAUCUAUAUUGCAGAGAUAUCGCCAGCCGUUUCUAGAGGCUCUCUCACCUCCUUCCCAGAGAUUUUCAUAAAUCUUGGAAUUCUACUUGGUUAUGUUUCGAAUUAUGCAUUUUCAAAUCUUUCUGUGCACACAGGCUGGCGGGUAAUGCUUGCUGUUGGAAUCUUGCCUUCAAUCUUCAUUGCAUUUGCACUUUUCAUCAUCCCUGAGUCACCAAGGUGGUUGGUCAUGCAAAACCGAAUUGAAGAAGCAAGAUUAGUGCUGUUAAAAACAAAUGACAAUGAGAGGGAGGUGGAGGAAAGACUUGAGGAAAUUCAAAAAGCUGCUGGAAAUGCUAAUGAAGAUAAGUAUGAAGAGAAAGCUGUGUGGCGGGAAAUGUUAACUCCUUCUCCUGCACUUCGCCGUAUGCUGAUCGUUGGUUUUGGGAUUCAGUGUUUCCAACAGAUCACUGGAAUAGAUGCAACUGUCUAUUACAGUCCUGAAAUCCUUCAAGAAGCUGGGAUUAAGGAUAAAACAAAGCUUCUUGCAGCAACAGUUGCUGUGGGCAUUUCGAAGACCGCUUUUAUAUUGGUUGCUAUAUUUCUGAUUGACAAGCUUGGAAGAAAGCCCUUGCUCUAUCUAAGCACAAUUGGAAUGACUAUAUGUUUGUUCAGCUUGGGUGCUACACUCACAUUUCUUGGAAAAGGACAGGUCGGAAUUGGGCUAUCAAUUUUGUUUGUUUGUGCAAAUGUAGCUUUCUUCUCUGUGGGAAUUGGCCCUAUUUGUUGGGUUUUGACGUCUGAGAUCUUCCCUCUAAGGUUGCGUGCUCAAGCAGCUGCGCUUGGUGCAGUGGGUAAUAGGUUGUGCAGUGGCUUGGUUGCAAUGUCUUUCCUAUCUGUUUCUGGUGCAAUUUCUGUGGGUGGAACUUUCUUCAUCUUCUCAGCAAUUUCAGCACUUUCUGUGGUCUUUGUCCAUACACUUGUCCCAGAGACAAGAGGAAAGUCGCUAGAACAGAUUGAGAUGCUGUUUCAGAAUCAACACGAAUGGCAAGGAAGUGAAGUGGAGCUUGGAGAUGUUGAGCAUCUUGUGCAGAAAGAAUGAUCUGCCUUGAUUGAAAAAGGCUAAUUAAACGAGCCGCAUCCUCCAACUUUUGCCACUUUUGGAUGCCAAUGCAUUGUUUGAUAAGUAGUACCUAUUGUAUGCAACCAGAAGUAUCUAUGAGUUGGGAGCCAGAGGGACUGGCAGCACGAAUUAUACAAAUCUCAGUUGCUGCUUUUGAUUUCCAGGUCAUAUGCAUGCCUGAAAGUCGUUUGAUCUGUACAUGUAUUCUUAUAGGUCAAUUUCAUUUGAGUUCCAUGAGAAAUUAUCUUUGUAAGGGAAUAUCUAGAACGAAAUAUUGGACACGACCAUUUAUUGUACUAAUACCCUAAUGUUAAGUAAAUCUCAUUACUCCGAGAAUAGAAAGCUGAAACAAAUUUGUGCAGCAGAAAUUA
Molecule: messenger RNA, 2245 nt
Organism: Ricinus communis (castor bean)
Lineage: Eukaryota; Viridiplantae; Streptophyta; Magnoliopsida; Malpighiales; Euphorbiaceae
Product: probable polyol transporter 4
Exons: 2
Coding region: 276-1853 (525 amino acids)
Biological process (GO): transmembrane transport
Cellular component (GO): membrane
Molecular function (GO): carbohydrate:proton symporter activity
Source: RefSeq, a predicted model, not a curated record